AGCAAAGUUUAAAAAUACUCAUAGCCGUUGAGCGCUCUUCACACCAAACCACUCUCAAUUUUCUUUUCAUUCAAUAACCCUCGAAAAUGGUAUCCAAGCUUAUCAGAAAAAGCCUCAAAAAGGCCGGCAGAGAUCGGCGGAUCCCUCACCGCCACCGCCGGAGGUCUCCUGCCAAGACCGCUUCCCCCCGCACCCUCAUCUUCGCCAUCAACAAAUCAAUCCAUUCAGGUGAGCGCCGCCUCGCCAAGUUCUUCUGCAAAUUGGCCCGCAUCGCCACCCCAAUCUGCCGCAAAGGCUACAAAAUCUUGCCCAGACAAGAAUCUGAACCCGAAGACAGCAUCUGUAAAGUUCUGUUCUGUAACGACUAUGUCCUUCCACCGUCGAUUUCGCCCAACAAGAGGACGGUGUUUCUUGAUCUUGAUGAGACGUUAGUCCAUUCGAACCGGGACCCACCACCGAAUCAAUUCGAUUUCGUGGUUAGGCCCAAGAUUGAUGGGAAUUUGAUGAAUUUCUAUGUGUUGAAGCGUCCAGGGCUCGACGAAUUUCUGGAAUUCUUGAAUGGGAAAUUUGAAGUUGUGGUGUUCACGGCCGGACUGAAGGAGUAUGCGUCGCUGGUGCUUGACCGGAUCGACAAGAAGGGAGUGAUAUCGCAUCGGCUUUACCGGGAUUCGUGCAAAGAAGUUGAUGGUAGGUUUGUGAAAGAUUUAUCGGCGACGGGUAGGGAGUUAAACAGGGUUGUAAUUGUUGAUGAUAAUCCGAAUGCUUGUGCUUUUCAGCCAGAGAAUGCAAUCCAGAUUCGACCUUUUAUCGAUGAUCAAAGGGACGAGGAGUUGAUGAGGUUGGUUAAGUUCUUUGAAGGAUGUGAUUGCUUUGAUGAUAUGAGACAUGCCGUCAAGGCUUUUGGUGGUGAACAUGAAUCACAUGAUCUUAAAUUACUUUAUUGACAGUUUUUCUGUGGGUUUUUUUCCUUUGAAUGACAUUGUAUUGAACAAUUCUUUCUUCAAUUUUAAA
Messenger RNA from Tripterygium wilfordii, 1011 nucleotides. RefSeq names its product CTD small phosphatase-like protein. Gene Ontology annotation, molecular function: phosphoprotein phosphatase activity. Bases 87 to 944 code for a protein of 285 amino acids. NCBI's taxonomy places the organism in Eukaryota, Viridiplantae, Streptophyta, Magnoliopsida, Celastrales, Celastraceae. The record is from RefSeq and is a predicted model, not a curated record. The transcript has a single exon.